AUGCAGUCGACUUGCCAACAGCAGCAGGCGCAGCCAGGUCAGAAUGGAACUUCUGCUAGUAGGACUUCGUUUUUGAUCGAGGACAUCUUGAGUCGUGGCACUGCUCCACCGCAUUCUCACCAUCAACUUCAUCAUCAGCAUCUGACGUCUAGUCAUGGGGUGCAGCAUCAACAGUAUCAGCAAUUCGCGAGUUUAUUACCUGGUUACCCUUCUGCACCGCCUACGGCCACCUUCUUCCUGGGACCACUUUUCGGUAACACCGCAAUUGGAGUGGUGCCUGGGGUUACUGAACUUGCUGCCUUGAAGCACUGCCGACGACGGAAGGCACGAACAGUGUUCAGUGAACAGCAAUUAGCGGGUUUGGAGGCCAGAUUUGAAGUGCAGAGGUACCUCAGCACGCCGGAAAGGGUCGAGCUUGCGGCGGCUCUUCACCUCUCGGAGACCCAAGUGAAAACGUGGUUUCAAAACCGGCGGAUGAAGCACAAGAAACAAUUGAUAAAAUUGAACAGAAGCGCGGGAAGCAACGGCAAUCAGAAUUCCAAUCAGCAAUGCACCGGUCAAUCCGUUUCCGUUACGUCACCAGCCGAACGACCAGUGGAUUUCUCUCUGAGCGGCGGCCGAGAAUCACGGGCGAGCAGCGACGCGCCGAUAGACUCCGACGACGACGAAAUCGACGUCCUGGGCGACGAGACGCCAUCGCCGUCGCGAACGGGUGACAUCCACGUUUCGAAGCGUGCCGGCUCACCGACGAGUUUCCAUCAGAUCACCUAUCGCCAUUCGGUUAGCUUGUCCCAUCCACCGCAACACAGGCAAACUAUUCAACGCCAACAUCGCUGA
Molecule: messenger RNA, 837 nt
Organism: Eufriesea mexicana
Lineage: Eukaryota; Metazoa; Arthropoda; Insecta; Hymenoptera; Apidae
Gene: bsh
Product: brain-specific homeobox
Exons: 3
Coding region: 1-837 (278 amino acids)
Biological process (GO): regulation of DNA-templated transcription
Molecular function (GO): DNA binding; DNA-binding transcription factor activity, RNA polymerase II-specific
Source: RefSeq, a predicted model, not a curated record